CAAAUCUGAAUGCUAUUUAUUUUUUUGAUUGGACUAAGUUGUAUAGUAGCAAGAGAUGCUGAUUUGAUCGAAACGGAGAUAGCUUAAUUGGAGCAUUUAAUUUAACUGCAGACUGAGAAAUUGCAUUACUUAAAGGAAUUAAGGGAGAUUUCAAUAAACAAUUAAUAAAAUAUUCCUGUAUUAAUGAUUAAUAUUGGAGUAGUAAAUUGAUUAAUAAGUACUCUAAGAAGUUGUAUAAAAGAAGCCUUACAAGACUUAGAGUAACGAUAAACAGAAUUUAAACAAGGAGAGAUCAUUCACAAAUCGAAUGCUUAAGAAAUAUUAAUUUAAUAUUACAAAUUCCAUUUUGGAUGCCUCCUUGAUUCAAACGUAAUUGCAUAUACAUUUAAUAGUUUCUAAUACAAAUCUACAACAACUGACAACUCCUUCACCCAAAUGUUGUAUGUUGUUACAAACACAAAGGAAAUUGAGAUUUAUGAUUUAUCCAAUGCAUUGAUUGUUAAUGCCUAAUUGGGUAUUAUAUACUAUCAUAUUAGAUUUCUAACCUCAAUACGUGUCAAUUAGUAAUCGUGCAGAUGAUCCGAUAUUGGCUUUGGCAAGUACUCAUUGAGCAUUUAUAUUUUUAGAUAAGGAUGGCAAAUUCGCAUUGUAUAAAAUAGAGAAUUCCAGAAUGGCUAUAGAAUCACAAGAUUCCUAAAAACCCAAAACCAAAUUAGUUAUUUAAUUGAACAAGGAAUUUGAAAUGAAUAUUGAGAACUAGCAAAUCACAUCCAUGAUAUAUGCAAUGGUUAAAGGCACAAAAUACAUCCUAUUUGGUUCUAGCAGUGGAAGUGUUUAGUAUUGAAAUGGUGUUAUACUAGUGCUUAUACUCGUAAUGGUACAUUAGUGGGAGAGAGGAAUUUCAAUAGUCCCAUCAUUCAAGUGAUCAAAUCUUAUCCGAAUAUGUUAUAUUUAACAUCUACUGGAUUUGGAUACAUCAAUCCUCUCAACUUGGAGAUAGUGCAACCAAUUUGUGACAAUGUACAUGUAUUUUUAAUAAUCAAAGUUGCCAUUUUAAAUAGUUCAUUUGACAUUGGAUAUUCAAUAAACCAAUAUUGUCUAUGCACUAUCUGAUUUAGGUGAGGUAUAUGUUUUUGAAAUCAAACAAAAUGAGUAAUGCAAAAUGAAGUUGAAAUUAGUGAAUAAUCAAUAAGCUUAAGUGAUAUUGAACAACGCCAAAUUAUAUAGUUUAAGACAUUAUCUUAUAGUUUAUGAUUAGGACACUAGAGAAUCAUUGUUAUAUAAUACAACUGAUGUGUUGACUGAAGUGGAUUAUGAUCAACCUUUCCAUCUUGAACUCUUCAAAUAGAUCAAAGGUCAAUAAGUUGUGUUACAAUCAAUCAAAGGGAAUGGGGCAUCACAUUAUUUGUUGACCAGGGAAGUAUAGAAUGAUCACGAAUUGAUCAGUUAUUAUGAGAUAACUAUGCCCUAGAAGAAGGAUACAGACAUCUUCUCCAAUUUCAGGUUCCCCAUAAUCAUCAUUGCAAUCGUUAUUGUGCUCUUGUAUCAAUUCUGGUUCAAAGGCAAGAAGAAGGACAAGAAAGAGAAGGGAUCCAAGAAGAAAAUAAGAGGAGAAGAUGAAGAGAUUGAAUAAAUCCUAAAUUAGGCAAAGAAACCUAUGGCUGGUCCUGCUGGAGGGGCUUCCACAAUCAAUAAUAGAUCUCCAACCAGAUCAGAAGUGUAGAAUGGGUAGAAACAAGUCAGAUUUGAUGAAAAUCUAAAGAGAGCUGACAAAUUCAAGGAGCAACUUGAAAAUUUAGAUUAAAAAACCAAGUUACUUAAUGAGAGAGUAGGAGUCACAAAUAAUAUUGAGGCCCAGAGACAAAGUAAUUAUGUCUAUUAUAAUUAGAGUUGGCAUAACAAGCAUUACUGUAGAAAAAUAAAUAUGUAUGA
Molecule: messenger RNA, 1932 nt
Organism: Paramecium octaurelia
Lineage: Eukaryota; Ciliophora; Oligohymenophorea; Peniculida; Parameciidae
Source: the annotation of a GenBank genome assembly